Auanema sp. JU1783 is the source of this 1038-nucleotide messenger RNA. Lineage: Eukaryota; Metazoa; Nematoda; Chromadorea; Rhabditida; Rhabditidae. The record is from the annotation of a GenBank genome assembly.
AUGUCUCACAACUUCUAUUGUGAGCAACUGGAUUUGGUGGUUAAGAGCAAGGUUACAAUUGCCUUAUUCGUUAUUAAAAUGAUUAUUUGUUUUGUUGGAUUAAUAGCUAUGAUACUGAAUGUUAAAUAUUUGGGAACUCGUUGGGUCGUACAUCCUAAUGCUCGUGUCUUAUAUAUAGCCGUUCUGAUUUUUUCAUUUUUAAUUUGCUUUCAAUAUUCAAUUAUGUAUUCCGUUGAUAGUUAUAGAUUUUUGACUUCAACAAAGUAUUGCGAUGCUCUCAUAUCAACACGUCUUUCAUUCAUCACCCUCGUGUUCGGUAUAUGCUUUGAAGUGAGCCUGGUUAACAUAUUCCUGGCUAUGUCAACAGAACGUCUGAUAGCUUCUCUCUUUCCAGCCUAUUAUGAGAAAAUUCAGACGAACACUCUAGGAUUAUCAUUGAUUGCUAUUGCACUUAUACUAGAAAUUCCAAUAAUAUAUGGCAUAGUUAAAUAUCCAAUUGACUGGGAUGAACCCAGCAUUGCCUUCUCUAUCAUAACAGAAGAUAAUCAAUUAGAAUAUAAAGUUCUCAUCAUCGUCAUGCUAAGCUAUGAGGUCAUUUCAAUAGUCAUAUUCCAUUUCGUCCUUAUACGCAAUCGCCAACAUGCUCUUGAACGUUAUCACAAUGAUCUAGCUGUCAACUAUCAGAAAUCUGAAAAUAUGAAAAUGGGCUUAUUCUUUCUUCCUGUCUAUUAUUGUCAUUUCAUUAUAACCAUCGUCUACAUGGGAUCAUUCUCUGUGUAUAGCAUGGUAACACCACCUGAGGAAUUGGCUACCUUUGCUAUAUUUGCUGAAUACGUUGCCUGGACGCCGUUGUAUGCUUCAGCGAUGUCACUCAUUUUAUAUUUAACAAAACGAUAUUACGUCAGGAAUCAGAAGAAAGUCAAUCAGAAGCACAGCGGCUCUGUAUUCAUUCCACUUGAUAAGCUUUUUCAAUUUCAAAAAGCUCACAAGCUAUCGACAGUUCAACUUGUUAUGAAACGUAUUUUCCCUUGCAACUAA